CCGCCACCAGUGCUCGUCGUUAACGACGCCAUCCAGCACAUAUUCCAGUCACAUCCGUUGUUGAAAUUGAAGGAAAAAGGUCAUAGGCGUAUGUCGUCCACGAUUUACAAUGUAUGUCUCUUUUUUGCCUAGGCUAGGAAACAGCGAAUCACCAACGGGCACGGCGGCGGGCUCGCCAUCAUCGUGAUCUCCGUCAACAAGGUGGACUUCUUCAUACGGCGCGUUCUUAAGAGCGUGGACAUGCUCUGCAACUCAAUCUCCCGGUGUCUCGCCGGACACGUGUGGUCCUGCCCUUCCUAUUUCCCAGCCGGCUGUUUGUUUCUGUCUCUUUUUUCUAAUGACUCUCCCCAUGUUGCAGCACCGAAGUCUCCAGCCCUCAGGCCCUUCAGCUCCUGGCCCUAGCCAGCCGAUCAAUCCCAAUCGUUUGAAUGAAUCCUUUGAAAUCAUCAGGCAGGAAUUCGAUCUGUUGGCGUCGGACCUAGGCGUCGCACGCACUCAGAGAGACGAGUUUGAGAAUAAAGUGUCAGGACAAGUCAAUGAGCUCAACAUCAUUCGGCAGUCGCUGUACGAUCUCGAAGCCCAACACGGCAAAAUUCGCAAACAAUACGAAGAGGAACUUUCUCGAACCCGCGCCGAACUUCAUGCAUUGCGCCAAAACCUCCCUCCACACGCGACGACACCUCAUCCUCAGGUAGCGUCGGUUCCCGGUCCUGCCACCAUAGGUCCUGGCCGCCCUUUCGACCCUUUCUUCAACCGUCCUCGAGAUAGCAGGGAAGGCCUAUCCGACCCUCUCGAUCGCGAAAGGGAGCGCGAACGAGAUCGGUUGAUGGAGCAGCGGGAUGCGAAACGUCUGAAAGCUGACCGAAUGAAGCCAGAACGUGGAGACAUGUAUAGCCCUUCGCUUCCCAAUAUGCCAAAAUUACCUCCACCGGGCCAAACUAUGUCUGGUCCAGGAAUUCCGUCUAUGCCAACUCAGGGAUUACGUCCCCCGUCAGCCGCCGCGUCACCUAUGGUACUUGAUCCACCGAAUGUUUCGUCUGGAUCCCUUCUGCCCACCAAUACCAGCGGUACGGGGAGUUUUCUUGACGAUAUUGACCCACAAAAUGUGCCUCAAGAGUUGAAGAAGGAGGGUAGUGACUGGUUUGCGCUUUUCAACCCCAAAGUGAAAAGAGUUUUAGACGUCAAUCUGGUGCAUACUCUGAUGCAUGAGAGCGUGGUGUGUUGUGUGCGCUUCUCGGCUGAUGGCAAAUAUCUCGCGACCGGUUGUAAUCGAACUGCCCAAAUCUAUGACACGAAGACCGGAGUAAAAACCUGCGUGCUCCUUGACGAAACCGUUGGCAAAGCGGGAGAUCUUUAUAUCCGUAGCGUCUGCUUCAGUCCUGAUGGGAAGUACUUGGCUACGGGUGCUGAAGAUAAACAGAUUCGAAUCUGGGAUAUUGCUAAAAAGCGAAUUCGCAACGUCUUCGAUGGUCAUCAACAAGAAAUCUACUCGCUUGACUUUUCUCAAGAUGGCCGACUGAUCGUCUCAGGUUCGGGUGACAAAACUGCGCGAAUUUGGGACAUGACGGAUGGCACGUCUAAGGUCCUUACCAUCAAUGACCCUGAUUCGUUGAAUAACGAUGCGGGCGUGACGUCUGUAGCGAUAUCGCCAAGUGGUCAAUUUGUUGCUGCAGGGAGCCUGGACACAGUAGUGCGGAUAUGGGAUGUGGCCACGGGAACGUUGUUAGAGAGGUUGAGAGGUCAUCGGGAUAGCGUGUAUAGUGUGGCGUUUACUCCUGACGGCAAGGGCUUGGUUAGCGGAAGUUUGGACAAGACGCUGAAGUACUGGGAUGUCAGUGGCCUGAGUGCUUCUGGAGUCAAAUCGAGGAAGGAAGGCGCGAACGGCGGUUCUGUAAAUGGACCCGGUGUACUGGUGAGGAAGGAGAGCGAUAAGGCGGGCAGCCAGUGCACGAUGAACUUCACGGGACACAAGGAUUAUGUUCUUUCCGUGGCUGUUUCGCACGAUGGUCAAUGGGUCGUUUCGGGAUCCAAAGAUAGAGGGGUGCAAUUUUGGAAUGCCCAGACGGCUUUAGUGCAGUGUAUGCUCCAAGGACACAAGAAUUCUGUCAUCUCGAUAGAUUUGAGUCCAUCGGGAAGUGUUCUUGCAACUGGAAGUGGAGAUUGGCAGGCUCGGAUAUGGAGUUAUACCACUAAUUAAUAUCGACAUCACGUUUUCUCGCUAUCGCUUAUCUGCUGUAUAUUCUCUUCCUGCAUGUCCAUGUAUGAUGUACGACCUUUUACUUACCUUCUUGGUUUACCCACCGAGAUAAUUAUCCCUUCCGCUUUCUUGUGAUGAUUUUCUAUGGGGUAAAGAAAGGGAGUUGGCCUGUAUUGGUAGAAUGCGUCAAGAUUUGUGAAAUAAUGUUUACAAUAGAAGAAAUCUUUGAUACCUGU
Guyanagaster necrorhizus is the source of this 2433-nucleotide messenger RNA. Its product is annotated as WD40 repeat-like protein. Gene Ontology annotation, molecular function: protein binding. The record is from RefSeq and is a predicted model, not a curated record. The coding region runs from base 338 to 2197 and encodes 619 amino acids. NCBI's taxonomy places the organism in Eukaryota, Fungi, Basidiomycota, Agaricomycetes, Agaricales, Physalacriaceae. The transcript has 9 exons.